Molecule: messenger RNA, 3895 nt
Organism: Ectocarpus siliculosus
Lineage: Eukaryota; Phaeophyceae; Ectocarpales; Ectocarpaceae
Source: the annotation of a GenBank genome assembly
AUGGGUUUGUUUUGGAGAACAUCAAAGCGCCAGCAUGCCAACUACCCCGUUCCUGUGCUCGGCACAAGAGAUGCUCCUCCUGUCGUCGCUAUCGACAUCGGGAAGUUCGGAACGGCAUGUUCCUGGAAGUCCAAUUGGAAUCCCGUUCCGGCCGUCCGAAACCUCGACACGCAGCAGCCUCACGAAAAAGUCGUUCGCAAGAGCCCGAACUCGUUGUUGGUGCAUCGUGACAACGUGUCCGUUGUGUCGCUCGGUCACACCGCCGAGAAGAGCUACGCCUGUGGCAGCUUCCCGGUCGGAGCCAAGCUGUUCAGGAGAUUCGGCCGUCAGCGGAUGCGGGUUGAGUCAGACCCGACGUCGGAGAGUGCGGUCAAGUGCUUGAGGAACCGCUCUGAGAUGGAACUGUCGAAGAUCAUGUUCUACUUGCUGAUGCACGCCCGAGAUGUUGCUCUCAAGAACCUGCCCGGGGCGGGCGAACCGGUAUCGGCCGCCUCCAUAAAGUGGGUGCUGACCGUUCCAGCCUCCCUUCCGGACCGCCAACGGAAGACCGUGAGAAAUUCCGCCGUCAUGGCCGGCUUGGUCAACGAUUGGCACGACCGCGAGGGUCUCAAUUUUUGCCCCGAGCCUAUCGCUGCCUGCCUUGCGUUCCAAGACAGGCUGGACUGGCAAGCUGGCAAAACAUAUUUGGAAUUCAUUGCCUCGGCCGCUUCCGGCGCCGGCAAACAGGCGAUCACCAGCUUCUUGAACAGCUCGGCGAAGCUCCGCAUCAUGCAGGCCUGGGAAACAAGCAAGGUGGGCUGGAAGGACAAGAACGACCCAUGCAGGAUCGACUUGACCGAGCUGGGGAAUGACCCGCUUGAGGUGACCAUGGAAGACAUGGAUAGGGCAAGAGACGACAAGAAUGGGCACGGAGAGGAACUCGUGGGCGGUCACGGGACGUGGGUCUUGGUCUUGAAGCCGGCUUGGAUGAGGAAGGCAUUCCAGCAGCCCAUCGAGAGCAUCUCGCAGGCGGUGGCAGAGCAGCUGGACGAACCGGAGCUACAAGGGGUCAAGUCUGUCGUGAUGGUGGGAGGCUUUUCGGAGAAUUUUCUCGUCCAGGAGGCCAUUCGGACGUGCGUCCUGGAAAAACACCCCCGGGGGGGUGUGAAUGUGCUCGUCCACGCCAGACCAGGUCUAGCAAUUGCGGAGGGGGCAACGUUUUUCACGUCGCAAGGUGACCCCGAUUCCGUCGAGCUGGAUACACCGCCGGAACCGGCGGCUAUCGACAUGUGGCCGGCCCCUGUCGGCGUUCUCGAGGCUGAGCGCGAAGAUACCAUCUCCGAUCGAGUGGCGCGCAUGAUGAUUCGGGAUAAGACACUGGCAAUCGUUCGACUACCGCCGUCUUCAUCAGAAGAAGCGGCGCCAGGAGAAACUGAGGAGGUCCUAUCCGACGCAUUCACCGUGGUCGAACUCGUAGCGAGAGCGGCGCAGGAACUGGCGGACAGGUCGACGGUUCCCUUCGUUCCCGAGGUGGCGACGUUGUUGUUGGUGAUGCUGAGCUUCGCAUCGGAGCGUCGAGAUUGCGUUGCGGAGGCGACCUCAACAGCCCAGUGGUGCUCGGGAAUUCUCCACAUUCUGGACGACGCGGACCGUGUGCUACGGGAGGAUAAAUCGGGAGGAGGCACGACGUGGGUUAAGAGCGUCCAGGACGCCAUCGGUAACCUGUUGCAGCUGAUCAAGACCUACAGGAGCUCCCACACGAUCAUUCAAGUCGUAACGUCGCCGCUGUUCAAGCGCCGAAAGGAGCAGCUAGAAGCGGUGGUCAAUCGGGCUAUGGAUGGUCUGCACGUUAAGAUGGGGGUCCACAUCGGCAGCAACGUCAACGCGAUAGUCAACAAGGUGGACCGCAUAACUGACGACAUGCACGCCGUGAGGUACAACAUGGACAAAAUGAUCCAAGACGACAGGCUGCAGGGCGCUCAGUCACGACUCUCCGAGGAGUCUGCAGAGUCAGUCGUAGACUCCCUAGCGCAAGCCCGUCGUAAGCGGCGACAACAGAAGUGGGGCGAGAUAGAGAUCCCGGAGGGAGACGUCGAGAUACUGGAUUUGCUGGGGAAAGGUGGAUUCGGAGAGGUAUACAUGGCCGACUACAUGGGCGAAAACGUCGCGGUUAAGAUCAUUAACGUCGACCACGGGCUCAAGGGCUUCUGCCUCGGCAAGAGCGAGGGAGAUGGGGAUCGGAGACACGCCCCAACGGCAGAACGGGCGAGCAAGCAGCAGAAGCAGUUCAUGCACGAGGUGGACACGAUGCACCGUCUCAAGAGCCCUCACACGGUGCUGUUUCACGGUGUGAUCACCUCUCGGAGAGACCGCCUGGCUCUUGUUAUGGAGCUUCUGGAGGGCGGAGACUUGCGCGCCUACCUCCGGAAAGCAAAGGGGCCGCUUCCCGAGGAGGACUCCCGACGUAUCAUCGGAGACGUCUGCGCCGGUAUGGCGUUUCUGCACGAAAACGAAACCAUCCACGGCGACCUCAAGUCUGCGAACGUGUUGCUGGAUCGAAAUGGCAGGGCUAAGAUAGGAGACUUUGGGACAUCCAGAACGACGAAACAGCAGACCAGCACGUGCCUGGUCACGCGUACCGCGGGAAACGGCUCUUCGACGAUGACGUUGCAAUGGACCGCACCAGAGAUUUUCUACGGCGAGUGUGCUUCCUACGCGAGCGACAUGUACAGCUUCGGAGUGGUGAUAUGGGAGGUCCUUUCCCGAGAAAUUCCUUGGUCGGGGCUAGCUGGCAAUCCCGCGAUUUGCUUCAAAGUGGCCACCUUGGGGGAGCGCCCGGCAAUUCCCACUGGCACCCCUCCUGACAUCGAAGACAUCCUGAAGCUCUGCUGGGCUCAGCAGCCCCAGGAUCGCCCUACGUUUCGUCACGUCAAGGAAACCUUACCCAUGAGAUGAUGCUAGGCAGGGCCUUCUCGGGGGAAGCGGGCCAAGCAGGUUAGCGGGGCUCCUCCCGAAGCUCUGUGGAACUCCUACCGAAGGUGGCGGAUCGCCCCGCUCUGCCAUGUUCCUAUGUAUCUCCUGAGAAUCCCGAUUCUGGUUUGGCGUUCGCCACAGGUGUUGGAGGGUUAACAUUUGUUUGUAGUGGAGAGUGGACGGAGGGAGAAGUACUCGGAAAGGAUUUGGUAUUGGUCUAUGGGAAACUGGUAACCCACACACAAAGUGGAAGUAAUUGGCUCCUGGUUCGACAUUCAGUCGCAAGGUCAGUGUUGCUUGCCCACAAAGCACGGCGCAACAAGUGUUUGUGAUGGGUUAGGUUAGCGCGAGGCGGGCAAUCCAUGAAUGAAGUGAUGCUGUAUGUGUCUUUUUUUACCAUCGUCGACGUGUGUGUGUAUUUUUUCCGUCCCGUAGUGAUACUGUGAUGCUGUAAUUUAUACCGAAGGUUGUGUUUUUUAAGUUUCUUCUGUUCCGGGUGCUGUCGCUGGUCGUUUUAGUGGAGAACUUGAACUGAUUACGUCCGUUGCUACACGCAACAGUGAAAGUUACGUACAGAUUUCAACUUCCCUCAAGAGAGUUAUUUAUUUUGUGAUAUUUUGUGUAUGCAUAGAUGUAUUUGUUGUCUUGAUUGCCCUCGGUAGUUCUUCGCUGUUUUCCUCUGUUCCGAGGCUAUGGUCCGUCGAACGGUGAUAGGGUAUCGGUUGUACCAAAUGUAGCUGGGCGAUAUCACGGUGCUUUCUGCGGUGCAAUAGUUGAACGGUUUUCAACGCAAUUGUCGAUAUAUGUAAAUCCUCCUUUCACUCACCCGCUUGGGCCUUGGCAAAUAAAAGGGUGUUUGGGGCGUUACCGAAAUUUCGAGAUGGUGUUCGAUUUUCUCACGCGUGGACGCCAACUUACGAAUUAAAGAAAUUAUGUUGAUUGC